This is a messenger RNA of Arabidopsis arenosa, 2756 nucleotides long. Lineage: Eukaryota; Viridiplantae; Streptophyta; Magnoliopsida; Brassicales; Brassicaceae. The record is from the annotation of a GenBank genome assembly.
AAGAUAUCUAUAUAUUUUUCUGCUUUGAUCACCUCUGGUGUUUACGCGUUCUGUCAUGGUGAGUACUCAACAACGCACGGACGAUGGCUCUUCUCCACCGGUGGUAAAAGCUCUUAAGAGCUAUGGAAUCACGAAGCCACUUUCUAUUGCUGGACCUUCUUCGGCUGAUAUUAAGCGUAAUUUGGAACUAGAGAAGUUUCUGGUUGAUGAGGGGCUCUAUGAGAGCAAGGAAGAAACUAUGCGGAGAGAGGAAGUUCUGGUGCGCAUUGAUCAGAUUGUUAAACACUGGGUGAAACAGUUAACUCGUCAGAGGGGCUAUACAGAUCAGAUGGUAGAGGAUGCAAAUGCUGUCAUUUUCACUUUUGGAUCUUACCGCCUUGGAGUUCACGGACCUAGGGCUGAUAUUGAUACUUUGUGUGUUGGCCCAUCUUAUGUUAACCGAGAGGAGGAUUUCUUCAUUAUCUUGCGUGAUAUGUUGGCUGAAAUGGAAGAAGUGACUGAAAUUCAACCUGUUACUGAUGCCCAUGUCCCAGUCAUGAAAUUUAAGUUCCAAGGAAUAUCAAUUGAUCUUCUGUAUGCUAGCAUAUCGCUUCUUGUUGUUCCACAGGAUCUGGAUAUCUCCAACUCCUCUGUGCUGUGUGACGUAGAUGAACAAACUGUCCGCAUUCUUAAUGGUUGUAGGGUUGCUGAUCAGAUUCUUAAACUCGUUCCAAAUUCCGAGCACUUCCGGACAACAUUAAGAUGCCUGAAGUACUGGGCUAAGAAGCGUGGAGUCUAUUCAAAUGUUACUGGAUUUCUUGGUGGUGUAAACUGGGCACUUCUGGUUGCACGCCUGUGCCAGCUUUAUCCAAAUGCUAUUCCUAGUAUGUUGGUUUCUCGAUUUUUUAGAGUAUAUACACAAUGGCGCUGGCCGAAUCCAGUCAUGCUUUGUGCAAUAGAAGAAGAUGACCUUAGCUUUCCUGUCUGGGACCCACGAAAAAAUCAUCGUGACCGCUAUCAUCUUAUGCCAAUAAUAACUCCUGCAUACCCAUGCAUGAAUUCUAGUUACAAUGUCUCUCAAAACACUCUUCGUGUUAUGACAGAGCAAUUCCAGUUUGGCAACACAAUCUGUCAGGAGAUUGAGUUAAAUAAACAACACUGGAGUUCCUUAUUUGAGCAAUAUAUGUUCUUUGAGGCAUAUAAAAACUACCUUCAGGUUGAUGUACUAGCAUUAGAUGCCGAAGAUUUAUUGGCAUGGAAAGGUUGGGUGGAGUCACGGUUCAGGCAACUGACCUUGAAGAUAGAACGAGACACAAAUGGGAUGUUAAUGUGCCACCCUCAACCAAAUGAGUAUGUAGACACUUCAAAACAGUUUCAACAUUGUGCCUUUUUCAUGGGCUUGCAGAGGGCAGAAGGAUUUGGUGGCCAAGAAUGUCAACAGUUUGAUAUACGUGGAACAGUGGACGAGUUCAGGCAAGAGGUAAACAUGUAUAUGUUUUGGAGACCUGGGAUGGAUGUGUAUGUUUCUCAUGUUCGAAGACGGCAGCUUCCAUCUUUUGUUUUUCCAAAUGGAUAUAAAAGGCCUCGACAAUCAAGGCACCAGAAUCAACAAUGCAGAGAACCUGGUGAGAAGGGCGCUGGUUCUUUGCCCGACUCUGUUGAGAGAUAUACGAAGAGAAAGAACGAUAAUGAAACUAUGGAUAUCAGGCCAGAGAAACAUGAGAAGCGUGCAUCUCGUAGUCCACAUAGUCUGGAUGCAGUUUCUCUUGACAGCAGUGGUAUCACUACUGGUGGGACUACUCAGAUUGGCAUUGCGCCAGGUCCUAGGGCUGAAUGCUUAGUAACUGGUGAUCUUGUUUGCAAUGUUAGAAGUCUUCCUAACGUGGAAGUUGAGGCUGAAAAAUUUAUCAGUGAAAGCACGGAACUCAUAAAAUUUUCUCAAUAUGAGAAUAACUCUGGUAGCGAGCAAAUCCUGGAAGUAGAUAGUAGGGCUCUAGUUCAAGGUUAUCAUGGCCUGGCUGAGCCUAUAGGAAAACAUGUGAGACCUGACCCUCGUGCUGUGCUAGCAUGUGAAGGUUGGCAGAAUAAAGAAAUAGGUCGUGAUAUGGGCUCUGAAUCUAUUAAUGACACUGACACGCAACAUCUUCCAAGGCGACUUAAUGUAAAAGAAGAUGUUGAUGAAGUUGAGAGGGAAGCCAAGUCGGGAGAAAUUGCUGAUGGUGUUUUGUGGAAUGGAUACUGUGGACGGAACCUUGAUCAUGAGGGUUUUUUGACUCCUGCAAAUUUGGAUUCAGCUGUGGAACAUAGAAACUUGCAUGCAGACAGAUUGUUCAAAAGUGGCUUGUCAGAAGAACUUCAGUCAAAUCCUUUGCUCAGCGGGAUGGGGAAGCUGGACGAUGGAGCUAGGUCAGAAUCUUUGCAGAAUGCAAUGAUGAGCAGCAGGAGGUUGAGCUUGAAGUCCAUAGUAAUGAGCAUGAAUAACGAGUUUGGGACAAGACAUGCAUUGUUCAAUAACUAUGCUCCAGGUGAAAUGUGGAGCUGUGCUAGUUCAAUGCUUGUCUGAGAGAGAUACAAAAUUAAAAAGUAGAAACCAGUGAGAUCACCAUAGAACAAGGCAAGUGUAAUGUAUCUGUCUGCCUAUUCUGGUUAUUUCAGACUUGUUUCUGUAUUUUGUAUGCUUUGAGAUUUGGGAUCUUUCAAUGUUAUAUGAUUCUGUACAUCAAAUCAUCUCCUGCUUUUUGCUGCUAGUUGUUAAUUACUAAAGUUUGCGUGAGGUU